UGCAAACCAAAAGGUUGGCAGUUCAGGUCCACCAGCUGCUCCUCAGAGAUCCUAUGGGACAGUUCUACUCUGUCCUAUAGGGUUGCUAUGAGACGGAAUCGACUUGAUGGCAAUGGGCUUGGUUUUUAGUUUUUCCCCUUAUCUGACUAGCAAGGUUCUCAUCCCCCAGGAGACUUAAUUCACAUGUGAAACUUUUCCUGGGAAGGAAAGAGUUAGUUCUUCCUUCCUUGGGCUUCCUGUAGCACUGUCUGUCUCUUUCACUAGACUUUUGAGUGCCUUGACUGAACCUGGUUCCUAACCUAGUAUCUGGUACUAUCAGAGAUAGUGGCUGAAAUUGGUCCCCAGGGUCAGUUGUCUUUCUUACUCUUUGCAAUAUCAGAAAAUCCUUAAGUUCUCUUGUUAGAUGGCAUGUUUUCACCUGAAACCAGUGGAAGUUAAUUUGCAGAUUUAAAGGGCUUGCUGAAGCCUAGUUCCAAAAUAACACCUAACGUUUUUAUAGUACUUUACAAAAUUAUUUCUCUUGUAUCAUUUUACUUGAUAGUGUGUUGGGUAGGCUUUAUUAUCCUUAUUUUACCAGUGGUUAUAAAGGUAGUUGUGACAUUGAAGCAUACAUUCAGGUUAAGACUCAGAAAAGAAAACCUGUGCUUCCACUACAUUAAACAACUAGCUUGUCUCUUUGUAGUUAAAUAUGCCCUGUGGUUUUACAGAAAAGGGGCCUUUGCUUGUAGGUAAAUGCUAAAGAUACUGCCUUUUACAAGGCCACUUUAUCAUCUAGGUAGAAUGAGAACCCAGAGCCUCUUGACCUAUGGAAAGGCCUUGAGCGUAGUUAGAGACUUUAACUGAAAUUAACAGUGCACCCACUCCAACAUCUUAAGGUUUUCUAUCACACAUGAAAUGUCUAGAAUUUGUUAACACCUAACUGUGCUGGUGGGGUAUAAAACCAGGUCGAUGAUGAGUGAAGGGACUCAGCAGAAAAUAGAGUAAGCUGAGUGUUAAGAGCAGAAAAGUUUGCAUAGUAAUUCUAGCAAGUGAUAAAAUUAAGUUUGUAGAGCACUUCACAACUUCUGGGGUGCAAAAAUGUCGAAAUUGUAGAACAACAAAUCAUAAGGACUAAGAAAUAAUCUCUGUUAGAUACAGACAGGCAUGUUACAUCCAGUUUUGGUCCCUUCAUGCUUAAGAGAUGAUAACUACAGAUGAUUAAAAGGUUGAAAAAAUAGGUUCUGUCAUGAAAAAUUUCUUUUUUUUUUUGGUUUAUCAUGAAAAGUUAAAAAAAGAUUUUAGUCUAGAGAAGGAAAAGCUAAAGAAUGGCUUGAUUACAUCUUCAAGUGCAAAAAUAGUUUUUGCCAGGGGGAUUGUUCUUCAGGUACUUGAAAGAAUUAAGAGGAAAUGGGCUUAAGUUGAAGGAGGAGCAAUUUUAAUUGAAUAAAAGGAAAAAUUUCCUGAUCAUCAAAUUUGGGAAACAUUUGAAUGACUUCUAAAGAAAGUGUUGUAUUUCUGACUGUUUCAGUUAUCUAUUACAAUGUAACAAGCCACCCUAAAAACUUUUAGUGACUUAAAAUGACAACCAUUUUAUUGCUCAUAAUUCUGUGGAUUAGGAACUCAGGGAAGGGGACACAUUGCUCUGCUCCACAGGACGCUGACUGGGCUGGAGGAUCCAAGAUGGCUUCACUCACAUGUCUGAGGCGUUGGUGAUAGCUGUUGGCUGGGACAUCUUUAUUCUCCUCCAUAAGGAUUGAAAAGCACUGCAAAGGUGGGAUCCUCUAUACUGAGCACCUAUUCUGUGUCCAUCCUGCCAGAUUUUAUAAUGUGGGCAACCUGCUGCAACUGGUUCUGCCUGGAUGGACAGCCUGAAGAGACCCCACCACCCCAGGGAGCCAGGACGCAAGCCUAUUCCAACCCUGGGUACAGCUCCUUCCCUUCCCCAACAGGCUCUGAACCCAGCUGCAGGGGCUGUGGGGCCCACUUUGCCAACAUGGCCAGGAAGCAGACCUGCUUGGACUGUAAGAAAAAUUUCUGCAUGACCUGUUCAAGCCAAGUGGGGAAUGGGCCCCGCCUCUGCCUCCUCUGCCAACGAUUCCGAGCCACAGCCUUUCAGCGGGAAGAGCUCAUGAAGAUGAAGGUGAAGGACCUGAGGGACUAUCUCAGCCUGCAUGACAUCUCCACCGAAAUGUGCCGGGAGAAGGAGGAGCUGGUGUUUUUGGUGCUUGACCAGCAGCCUGUAAUCUCCCAGGAGGGCAGGACUCGUGCCCCCCCUACCUUGUCCUUGGACUUCCCUGAGCAGCAGGCCUUCCUGACCCAGCCUCACACCAGCACAGCACCUCCUACCUCACCUAGCCACCCUUCGUCACCCGCACAAGCCACCUCUGCUCCCGCGGUUCAGGAAAGCCAGCAGGCCAAUGGCCAUGUGUCUCAGGACCAAGAGGAACCCGUCUACCUGGGGAGCACAGCCAGAGCACCUGCUGAGGACGAGACCCAGUCCAUCGACUCAGAGGACAGCUUUGUCCCAGGCCGGAGGGCCUCUCUGUCUGACCUGACCAACGUGGAGGACAUUGAAGCGCUGACUGUGCGGCAGCUGAAGGAGAUCCUGGCUCGCAACUUCGUCAACUACAAGGGCUGCUGUGAGAAGUGGGAGCUGAUGGAGAGGGUGACAUGGCUGUACAAAGACCAGAAAGGACUGCAGCACCUGGUGUGUGGUGCUGAAGAUCAGAAUGAGGGAGCAGCGUCACCUGGCCUGGAGGAGAACCUAUGUAAGAUCUGCAUGGAUUCACCCAUUGACUGUGUUCUGCUGGAGUGUGGCCACAUGGUGACCUGUACUAAGUGUGGCAAGCGCAUGAAUGAGUGUCCCAUCUGCCGGCAGUACGUGAUCCGAGCUGUGCACGUCUUCCGAUCCUGAGGGCUUGUGCCGGCUUCUUCAGUGCCUUACAGGGACACGGCGUUGAGUGUCUGGGCUCAGGGUUGGCCAGCUUGCAGAGGAGCAUGCUAACAGAAGAGAACUUGCAGAAGGUUCCCAAGACCAGGGCAGGCAAAGAUGCCAUGUCACUCCUGGGCAGUCCUGGGUGUGCCCAUGUUGUCACUGGUUGCACCUGGUGGCCGACAGAGCCCCUGAGGCCAGUGGGACUGGUACAAAUUCCAUGGGCAAGACCCUGUUUCAACGAUCUUGUGAUAAUUAUGGUAAUUGAUGAACAGAGACUUUUCAGAACUUGGACCUGUCUUCUCCCUUCCUCUGAGAACCCAGACACCUUCUCGUGCAGUUUCACCCUUCCUCCCUCCUGUUCCCCAUCCGUC
Molecule: messenger RNA, 3285 nt
Organism: Trichechus manatus latirostris (Florida manatee)
Lineage: Eukaryota; Metazoa; Chordata; Mammalia; Sirenia; Trichechidae
Gene: RFFL
Product: ring finger and FYVE like domain containing E3 ubiquitin protein ligase
Exons: 8
Coding region: 1805-2893 (362 amino acids)
Biological process (GO): negative regulation of extrinsic apoptotic signaling pathway via death domain receptors; protein K48-linked ubiquitination; proteasome-mediated ubiquitin-dependent protein catabolic process
Cellular component (GO): cytoplasm; plasma membrane
Molecular function (GO): ubiquitin protein ligase activity
Source: RefSeq, a predicted model, not a curated record